Ornithorhynchus anatinus (platypus) is the source of this 1746-nucleotide messenger RNA. It is a transcript of the gene CBLC, whose product is annotated as Cbl proto-oncogene C. The transcript has 11 exons. NCBI's taxonomy places the organism in Eukaryota, Metazoa, Chordata, Mammalia, Monotremata, Ornithorhynchidae. Bases 1 to 1611 code for a protein of 536 amino acids. Gene Ontology annotation, biological process: negative regulation of epidermal growth factor-activated receptor activity; cell surface receptor signaling pathway. Gene Ontology annotation, molecular function: calcium ion binding; phosphotyrosine residue binding; SH3 domain binding. Gene Ontology annotation, cellular component: membrane raft; plasma membrane. The record is from RefSeq and is a predicted model, not a curated record.
AUGGGGGCGGGGGGCCGGCGGGCCGAGCAGCGAGCCCUGUCGCGGGCGGUGCGGUGCCUGGAACAGCUGGAGGGGCUGUGCGGGGACCCCGGGCUGGGCGCCAGCCCCCCGUCGCUGCCCGACCUGGUGCCCCAGAGCUUGACCCUGCUGAGGCUGAUCCAGGUCCGACGGGGCGGGGGGUCGGCGGGGGUCGGCAACGAGGGGCCCGGGGGCGCGGCGGACUUCCUGGCCGUGUUUCUGAACAACCUGGCGGCCAAGACCAGGCAGGUGGCCGAGCUGUUCCCCGGGCGAGGCCGAGCGGGGGCCGGAGCGGGGAGAGAGGACAUCUUCAGGGAAGGACCGACCGCCACGACGGCCAGGCGCCACCUGACCAAGCUGUCACUCAUCUUCAGCCACAUGCUGGCCGAGCUCUCCGCCCUCUUCCCGGACGGCCAUUACUGCGGUCCCGACUACCGGCUCACCAAGACUGAGGCCCACGCCUUCUGGCGGCAGCACUGUGGGGAGCGGUGUGUGGUGCCGUGGGAGGAAUUCAAGACCCUGCUGGGGACGCUGCACCCGGUGGAACCAGGUCCCAUGGCCCUCGCCCUGCGGUCCACUAUUGACCUCACAUGUAGUGGCCACAUCUCCAUCUUUGAGUUUGACAUCUUCACUCGCCUCUUCCAGCCAUGGCCAACGCUCCUGAAGAACUGGACAGUCUUGGCCGUCACUCAUCCCGGCUAUAUGGCUUUCCUGACCUACGACGAGGUCCGAGCCCGGCUGCAGGCAUUCCGGGGAAAACCGGGCAGCUACAUCUUCCGUCUAAGCUGCACCCGCCUAGGGCAGUGGGCCAUCGGCUACGUGAGUGAGGAUGGCAGCGUCUUGCAGACCAUCCCCCAGAACAAGCCCCUCUUCCAGGCCCUGAUGGAGGGGCAGCGAGAGCACUUCUACCUCUACCCAGAUGGGAAGAACACCAACCCAGAUCUCUCUGAGCUCUGCCAAGUGGAGCCUCACAAGCAGAUUGAGGUGUCUAAGGAGCAGUUCCAGCUGUACUGUGCCAUGGACUCUACUUUCCAACUGUGUAAGAUCUGUGCUGAGAGCGAUAAGGACGUCAAAAUUGAGCCUUGUGGUCACCUGCUCUGCUUCCGCUGCCUGGUGGCCUGGCAGCAGUCGGAUGGGCAGACAUGCCCCUUCUGCCGCUGUGAGAUCCGGGGCCGGGAACCAGUGAGGAUUCAGCCCUUCCAGGAAGGAGAGAGGACCACCGGGCAAGGCUGGAGGGAGGAACGGGAGGACGGAGAUGAAGAGGGGGAGGAGGAGGACGAUGACGACGAUGAUCUGGAAGACGUGGAGGCUGCUCUGAAACAGUUGAACCGCACAUUUUCACCCCAACUCCCCCCUCCAGUCCCGCCCAGGCUGGACCUGCUCACAAAGAGAGGUGGUGACAACAGACCCCAGCCACAAACUCCUAACCCCAGCCAACCUGAGCCCCCACCCCGGCUCCGUCCUCCUCGUCCCCUCCCCCGGACCCUUCCCCUGUCCUCUGCCUCCUGGGAUGGCUCCGCCCCCUCUCAGCCCAACCAGGAGGGCAACAGGACCCAGUGUACGUGUCGGGGAGAAGUGCCUGAAGACAGGUGACCUCCGACCUCCCACCUCCAGCACUGUUACCAGGGGAAGGGGGGUUGUUUUUUGGGGUGGGGGAGAUAGCAGGGCAAGGAGGCGGGAUUGAGGGGGCCUGUGAAGAGUGAAAUAAAGAGAAGAGUGGACACUGGA